Portunus trituberculatus (swimming crab) is the source of this 14153-nucleotide messenger RNA. Its product is annotated as KICSTOR complex protein SZT2-like. The record is from RefSeq and is a predicted model, not a curated record. Gene Ontology annotation, cellular component: peroxisome. NCBI's taxonomy places the organism in Eukaryota, Metazoa, Arthropoda, Malacostraca, Decapoda, Portunidae.
GCAGAAUAUUAUACUGCAAUACAUAAAUGAGCUAUGAGCUAUAUGUAGUAGCCUGGCGGUGGAGUGGCGAGUAUAGGUGCAGCCCCCGCCGUGUCGCUGGCGGAGAGGAGCACGCUGAUAAUGGCACGAGUGUAAACAAACAUGGGGGAGGAGGAGGCGAUGACCUGAGACACAGCUGAGAUGACCUCUACAGACCACCCUCCACCUGAUGAGGAGGGUGUGGAGGUGCUGGAGGCGGAGCACGUGUACAUUCUCAUGAAAAGGGAGUACCGCAUCUCUCGCAAUGUCCGUGCUGAGUGGUACCUGCGCCGCAUCAACUCCAUCAUCACUUUCCCCAGGAGAGAAAAACUUAGUGACAAUGAGGAGGAACUGGAGGUGGUAUCAGUCCUGCCAAUGGACGUGCCGCCAGAGUGGGACUCGGACACCGCCCACCUGUACCGCUACCGCAUCACCCAGCGCUCCACCCUCCACUUCCUGGCCCGCAAGUACCGACUUGUCUUCUGCCUUGACCUCUCACCAUCAACCUCUAUUGUGGACGAGACCAAGAGCAGUGCCGUGCUGGACGAGGUCUUCACCAUGCUCCGGCAGUGUCUCAGGGGUGUGGUGCGGCCAUUCUACAUCCCAGGGAGCCUGCUGCUGUUCCAGCCAGAAAUCUACCUGACCAUCAUUGCCCACACCCCAUUCUUCAAGAGUCAGUCCCAGCAGGUUUUGGUCCAGGGGUGGCUGCUCAUGGAACGCAACCUGGAACAGUUCCUGGACAGCAUACAGCUUCACCUGACCAUGCUGGAGGCUCAGCUGGCACAGGCCACAGCACAAACAUAUGGACAGCUGGGGGAGGAGGUUUUCCUGCAGGCACCAUCAUCAGUCUUGCCUAACCCCAUGGUGUCUCCAGACAUUGGCUUUGUGGACAUGCUGAGAUACGGCAUUGUGGCGCUGCAGCUCCUGCCAGAAAACAGCAGUGCAGGAAUUGUGGUUAUCACAGAUGGUGUGAUUGGUCUACCAGAUGCUACUGUGUUCGAUUCUCUCUUGGUUCAGCUGAGAAAUCAGACCAUUGCUUGCAGCUUCCUCCAGCUUGGCUCUAUGUACCAGCCACAGCGCUCCUUUGGCUACAUCCCCUUCACAGACCUCAUGAACUUCCUCGCUACUGCCACCUGCGGAGCCUACAUGCCCACGCUGCCCCCUGUGGACAAUGACUAUGAGUACGACAUGAAUGACUACCACAAGUCCCUGCUGGCAUGGGGCUUCCAGAAGGUGACUCGUGAGCUGUGUUCUCCCGAUGGCGAUGAUGCCGAGAACGAGGAUGUAAGUCUGUUGGUGCCUUUGACCCGAGAAGUGACGGAGCUGAUGAGGAAGAAGGAACGAGAGACCCAGCUACACACCUCACUCAAUGCUGUGCUGUCGUGUCGUCUCAGGGAAGGUUAUGCCAUCAAGGAGGUGGCCAUUGUUGCAGACCAGAUUCAGCUGGUGUUAGUGUUGCCGUGGAAAUACUCCAUUUUCAUUGAGUACCACAUCCGCUCAGUCUGGCCGCCCACACAGUCCUCAGUGUACACAGAGGUCUGGAUUGAGGGGAGGCUUGGCCUACUAGAUCACACUAGCCCCGAGUCCCCCACCACAGCCACCUACGAGUUCCUGAACGACGUGACCAGCGACGCCAACCGCCAGUUCCGUUCCAAGUACCGGCAGAGCAUGGUCACAAAGUACUGGCACACCUUGCAACACCUGCGAGGCACUGACAUGCUGCUGGUGGGCCUGCAGUCCUUCUCAGCCAGCCCCACCUAUUACACCCUGCCUGACUGCAUCAAGAACGGCCACCCGGUCUUCUACCGCAACCCAGGCCAGCCACAUUCUAUUCUGGACGCCAAUAGUGAGCAGUUCCCACAGUUCACUAACUUCUGGAGGAAAGUGUGCAGUUUGGAGACCAACAUCUGGCAGAAAUGGAUGCACAUCCACCGUAUUGGUGUCAUUCUGGAGCAUGACCACCCACUCCCCAAGAACCUGCACAUCACCAGCACCAGUGGCAGGUACGGCAUUGUGCAUUGUCGUCAGGCUGAGCUGGCUCUCACAACUCUGCUGGUGGAGUGGUGUGACUUUGUCCUCAUCGAGAAUGACUCCUACAUCAAGUUCCUGUACAAAGACGGGGAGCUGGACAAGCCUCCCGUAUCCUUCUUUGUGGUGCGGAUCACUUCCAAGCCGCCACCCUGCCUGGUGAUCCGCCUGGCCUUCCUGGGAGGGACGCCGGGACACAUCAGGAAUCAGAUGAUGACAAUUAUAAAAAACAAGAUCCAGGGGCUGACCUUUCCACUGCGAGUGACCUUAACAGAGCGCAGCAAGUCACUGCCUCCCACCAUGCACACGUCAGAGGACAAGAUGAGUGAGGAACUGACCAUCUCUGCCUCGGGUGACCUGCAGCCCACAGCGGUGCGUCCCAGCCUCUCCCGCAUGUCCUCCAACAUUCCUUGCUGUGUCAUCACCUACAAGCCGGUGGAGAAGAUUCUUAUAUGGUACGACAAAACACCCAGCAACCUUCUCAGCCCUGUGGUGGUGGAGACUCCUCCAGGGGUGGCAGCAGUGGCUCGCUCCAUGGCCGCAAAGCCUGGACCCACUAAGUCUGCUACACACAACAUGUCGCUGCUCUCCCGCUAUCUCCACCAUCGACGUUGGAUCUGGGCUGUGCAGCCUUCCAGCGCCCCAGCUGUCUCCCUCUCUGCUGUGGCUCGCAUCCUCAACACACUGACCAGAAUGCGGCUUCAGGAAGGCUUCAACUUUGCCCACUCCUGCAACGGCAUCAUCACAAUGGUGCGGGAGUUUGUCAUGAAGCUGGACCUGUGUGAGGAUGAGGAGGAGGGCCUGCUGGAGGGGGGACAGUACACCUUUCCUUGCAUUGCCCAGUAUGUUCUCUUCCCUCCACACAUUACCAACAGCAGCAGGGACAGCGUGGUGGAGGAAGACUGGGAGGAAGGUGAGAGUGUAGAGGCUGACGGAGUGAUGGAAAUCGUGACGGAGUGCUGGGUGGAGCCUCAGAAUGGUGUGGUGGCUUUUCCUUCCCCACAUGCACAGCACCUCAACCACUGCAGCUACAGACAGUUGGCCCAGGCGUUCUUCCCUGUGGACCAAAAAUGCAUCUGGAGCAUGAUGACCGUGGAACACCUGCUGCAGAUGUGUCAGGGGGUGACAGGCAGCAGUGGCGGUUGUGCUCCUGAUGGCUCUGACCCCCACGCUGACCUCCCCUUCCUGGAUGACACCACCACAGAUCAGCGCGUCCAGCAAGUCCCCUUCUGCCUGGACCUGAUUCACCUGCUGCCCAUGUGUCAGCAGGCAGAGCUCCUUGUGUCUACUUAUGUUCAAGACCUCCUUAGUAGCCUGGUGAAGCGGGUCACCUUCCACUGUGACACCGCAGUGGACGAGGCCAACCGCACCCUGUAUGACCUGCUGCUGGUGCACAUCAAGCAGCUCCACCGGUGUGAAUACAACUUGAGUCCUGCCGAGCUCCUGGCACUCCCCGGGGUGCUGCAGGACAGACCCCGGCCCCCUGGAGUGCCCCCCUCCCUCUUCUCCAACACCAAUAUUAAAGGCAAGACAGAAGAUCCACCAAAAUGGAAGUGUUUCUUGAAGGGAGUGUCAUCCAACCACCUCCUCUUCACACUACUGCCAGCCUCCUACCACGACCUCAAGCUGCUGCUGGUGAAGGUUGCCAACGUCUCAGAGCCCAACAACCUGGCCCUCAAGCUGGUGCCAGGAGGAGCCAGCAUUCCCGACCUAGACACUGAGACCAACACUACAGAUCAGCCUGCUGGGGGCCCUUUGUCAGAGCAGCACAUUUCCUUUGAAAGCAGCACAUCCUCCCUCACACACAUGACGUCCCCAAGUCUGCCCCCAACAACCCCCACCAACACACAGGCAGCGCCCCCCGACGACCACACACCGUCCAGGAUGCGCUACAAGUCAGGACCAGCACCACACACCAGCUCCCACGUGGUACAGCCGGUGUAUGCAGAUUCCCACGUCCGGGAGAGGGCCAGCUCCUUCCACGUGAGUCAGGAGCGGUGCAACUUCUUCGGUCAGAGCACCAGUGCAUCAGAAAGGAACCGAACAGGUUCUGUGGACUCCCCUACCAAGGAGCCUCAGACAGUGCUGCCCAAGACCACCUCACCCAACGAACACAUCCGGAAGAGAUACAUUUCCAUGCCCUCCAAGUCCUUCGCUUGCUCGUUCACUCCCUCCAGCAAAAGUAUGUCCACAGAGGGCCUGAGGAGUGAGGAGGGCUGUAUUCCUCUUCACAUACAGACAGUGGGAGAACCUGGGGAGGCACCCUCAGAACACAGGAUAUCCAGCCUAGACGACAGCUCUAGUGCCGGCCCACCGCCACCCUCCCACCAGCCUCUGCUUGGCACCGUUACCCUGCCCAUCUAUGUGUACGACUGCAAGCUGACCAGCAUCAUCACACAGCUCAUCAACAGUGAGGACCGCACAGGGGUGGUGGGGAGGGACUUGUAUCUCGACUCCACCUCAAGGCUGGAGUCUGUGUUGCAUGAGGACACAGUGCCCCUGAAGGGAGGCUCAGGUCCCUCAGCUACCACCUCGCCCACACCCUCCAACACCAACAGUCCUCAGGACGACCAGAAGCAGUCCAAUGCUGAGCCACGAUCAGAGGAAUCCGAUAUCGGAGGAGGGGACUCCAGCUGCCUGUACACCCACAUGAAGGCACUGGAGGUGGCCUACCUGCGCAGCUUUGUGCUCGGGGUGUUCCAGGGACUACAGAAGGAGUUGGCUGUGCACCAGAAUGACAUACAGGCAGCCCUGGACCACUGCCAUGAAGCUGUCAUGGAGAUUGAGAUCACCAACUUCCUCCAGGCCAUCUGUGGACACCUGCGAGACUUUCGACUGCGCCUGGACCUGGAACACCUACGUCAGAGGCAGCCCAACCCAGCCUCCCAGUCCACCCCUCUCGCCAAGGUACUGAAGCAAGAAUCUGCAUGUGAGGCUACAGACACAGCUGCUGCCAACAUCAGCAUGAGUAGCAGCACCAGCAGUAGCAGCACGGGUAGCAGCAGGUUUCCAUUGUCACUGCUCAAGAGACACCACCCCUGCCGAGACCUCCAACAGCUGCACACCAGCAUCCGAGAGCGCUUCACCACCAUCCUGCUUGGCUCCUUCCAGACUGUCCCAGCACUGCCAGAGUUCUACUACUUCUGUCCCCGCAACCUUCACCACUCCAGUGAGGGAACACCAGUGGAAGAUUUCGUCUAUGUGUCAUCACGGGAAUUGGAACUCUGGGAGAAGAACCAACUUGACCCGGCCAAGCAGCAGAAAGCGAGGAGCGUGUCGGUGAGCAAGAAGUCUGACGUCUUCACUGAAGGUGAGGAAGACUUGGAGGACGACAACACAGUCAAUGAAGGAGAGGAGGAAGAUGAGGAGGAGGUUGAUGAUGACGACCCAGACAAAAGUAUUGAAUUCCGCUCUGAGAUUGGCAGCACUGUGUUCCAGCGUCUGCACAGUCAGCUCACAGCACUGGAUGGGGACGAGGACAAAACGUCAGUGAUAACAGAGCAAGACGAGGACCUGAGCACUCUCCCAGACAACCAGGAUCCUAUAGAUAGCCACAUUCCCCCACUCUUCCUCCACUUGACAUGCACCAUACGUAUAGGGGGCCAUGUACAUGCCACAAUCUCCCUCAAGAACUUGCCCACAUGUCUUGAUGAAGUGGCGCAUUCCUUGAGUUGCUCAGACGUGAACUUGUCCUCACUCCGAAUCACUCUGGAUGUCCUGUGCAUGACGCUGCCGCCCGCCAUGGCCACCAAGACUACUUCAGACACCCUGGAGUCGGCACUGGAGUUCAGCCGUUCUUUCCGCACCAUCAGUUUCUGCUCCACCACGUCCCCUCAGCUGAAGCGUGGCAGGUCAAUCUCAGAGUCCACCUGUGCUUCACUUUCUGAUAUCGAUGAAUCCUUCCUUGAGGAUGAAGAUCAGCUGGCCCACCUCCCCAACUACCAACACCAGGCCAUCCUGUCCACUGUGGAGGAGAUCAAGUGGCUGCUUCGGGAUGAGAUUGCCUCCGCCAUGUUACACACGUGUCACCUGAAGGAGGCCAACCUGGAGAUGGUGGUGGCACACGUGGAGAGUUCCCAUCAUGCUCGGAACUGUAUCUCAGAGUCCAUCCCUCUCAAUUUUGUGUGUGGCAUGGAACAGAGCAAAGAAAGGUUCAUGCAGGAAUUUGGGCGGCUGAGUGUGGUGGGUCAUCACUUGCGGCAGGAGGGGUCCUAUUACUACCUGGUGCAGGACAAGACACAGAUGAGACGCAGGCACUUCGCCUCAGUGGUGCCGCCUCUCAGCUUCCACAACCAGUCCAUUAAUUUCAGGCCACAACCCCAUGCCGAUGACUCUGCACAGCUGCGACAGAUGGACUCCAGCUGCCAGGAAGCCAAGGCCAGCCUCUCAUCCCCCGACACCAUCCGCUGUCCCUCCACCAGGUUUCAGACUGGACGAGUUUCCUUUGACACUGAACGGCGAGUGUCAGAGAGUCUGGGAGAAGUGGAGGGUGGAGGAAUACAGCGUGGAGAGGGCCCAGAGAAGGAGAAGUGGACGCGACGAAGGGAAAGGAAAGAGAGGAGAGAUUCUGAGCGACGAGGUUCCAUCAACACAUCCGACUCUGACUCAGACGUCCAGCAGGUGAGAGGGCCUUUCUCCCGAGAGUCAUCGCACCAGUCCCAUGACUCCCGACAGCGGUAUUCAGAGUCCCCAAAGAAAAGCUCCAGCCUCAAUGCAGCCAAGAGAGGUUCAAAAGGGCACAGUGAAAGCAAGGACAAGGAUAGCAAGAGUGACAAGAAGGAGGAGAAAGACAAGAACACAGACGAUGAUGACAAUGAAGACAACAUACCCGGACAUGAAGUUGGCGCAGCAUCAGGGCAGCCUCAGGAGACACAGAAAGGGAGCUCUGAGCAAAGCCAGAACUCAGAGCCACAAGAGACCUCAAUGAAGGAUCAGGAAACAGGGGAGGAAACUCAGCAGCACAUAGCAGACUCAGAUGGUGUGUGUGGGGAGGCAGCUGAAGGCGACAGUAAUGAGCCAAAGGUGUCCACAGCUGCUGGGGAGAAAGGAGACAUGCCUAUAGCUAAAGACAGUGAAGAGAAGGGAAGUGCUGAGGACAAAGAAGUUGUAUCCAAAGGUGAAGAGAAAGGAGAUAUGCAGGCUACAGGUGAAGAUCCUCAUGCAUCGCCGAGAUCUUUGGAUGGACGCAGUGUAGAGGUAGAAGACGGGGAAGACAUCGCUGCCUCCACUGACCUCCGAAGCAAGGACCCUUCACAUCGCCUCUCCCUGCCACUCAAUGAACUCAUCAGGUGUGGAUCUGAGAGCCUUCCACGGCCACAACCAUCAGCAGAGGUGAUCAGGAAGUCGGCCAGCACAGACAGCUUUGUGCCCAGCAUCACCGAGGCAUCUGUUGACAUCCUGCGCACCCCACCCACUGCCACACUCACUGCCAGCACCAGCGGAGGACUGUGGGCAGAGUUCAUGAAGAGUCGACACAAUUCCUCUGAUGUGCUAAAGAGUCGCAACAGUUCGGGGGCCAGCGUGGACCUGCUGAAGAGCCGCCACAACUCAGGUACUGGCGGGGACCUCCUGAAGAGCCGACACAACUCAGGAACUGGAUCUGUGCUUGGUGGCCCUUACUCUGAUGUGUCCAGCCUGUUGGAGUCUGGCCAGACCACGGAGGACGGCUGUGAGGGGGACAUCAGUGACUCGGACAAUGACUGCUCUGAUUGGCUGCAGGACUUUGAGUUGGUGGAGCCAUUCCUGCCGGAGUUUUGGCUUAUCAUGAGGGUGUCUGAUGAUCGCGUUGACACAUUCUUCCACUGCAGGACAGAGGUGGAGCUGGGACAGUGGCGGAGUGUGCAGGUAGACAUGGUGCGCAACGUGAGGGCACUGGUGAAGCUCGUCAACCAGGUGCUGCUGCUGCAAGACCUCCACAACACUCGCAUGUGUAACACCCUGCUGGAACCCGAGACAUCUGAGGAAAUCUGGCUACACGAAGACACUAAGGGCAGGAGUGUGUACGACAGCGAACCUGAGUAUCGAGCAUUUCUAGAAGCCUCCUUCAAGUUCAAGCCGGGAGCCUUUGCCUGCCGAACAGUGUGGGAGACGAGGUUUGAGUUGCACCACAAGGUCUGCACUGGUAAGGUGGGCAGCAAAGGCAUCCUGGCCCUGCGCACCAUCCUCAACCCUUUCUCUGUCAACAACCGCAAGAACAUGUUUGUGUACGAAGAUAAGUCCGGGAAUGGCUCUCACGUGUUCUACCUCAGACUCAAGGAGCAGCAGACAAGCUCAGUGUCGCCUCAGGUGGACGGCCGCAGGGAGGAGGCAGGACUACCCCACAGCGCCUCCGUGUCAUCUCUGGUGAAACGCGGCAGCCGAGAAGAUGACCCUCAGGUGGUGAAGACAGAGCUGCGGCCACGAGUUAGCUCAUUUGGGGAGAAGGACGUGAUCAUGGAGGGCGUGCCAUCGACACCAGCCCAGCGCCGCCGCAGCCACUACAUUGUGCUCACCGUCCACGGCAUUGCUGAGCCUGGACCGGCCAUCAAGGAGGAGCUGGUGCGGAUGCUGCAGAACAGACUGGAUGAAGCGGUGGUGGAGGCAAUCUGUCUGAUGCUAUGGAACAACCCACAGCAGAAACUCACCUUAGAGGACGUGCACUUCAUCCAACCUCCCUACCAGCCCCCAAAGACCAUCAUCAGGUUCACCAUCAACGCCAGUGCUCUUCCACAUCUCCAAGCUGUGGGUUACUACUUGCGUCAGAACAUGCUCUCCUGUGGCUUCAUCCAUCCCAAGUAUGCCGACAGCUGUCCUGAGCACCACUUCCAGGACUUCUCAGCAACAGACCAGGACCUCAGCAAUGAACCAAACAUCUUUCUCUUCGUCCGGCCAAGAAAGUCUGCUGCUAAGGGCAUUGCCUGUAUUGUGCUGUCUUUGGUGGAUGGCAGCGGCUGUCCUAUCCAGUACAUGAGCUGUGCCCGGCCGUCCCAGCUUGGAUACCAGGAGGUGUUUUCAAGGCAAGACUUUGAGGCAAUCAUCCACACCCAGGAGUACCAGGCCAGCCCCACCAAGAGUCCAGGGCCUAUGGCAAUGCUGCAGUUCAAGGUAUGGGAGAGUGGCCGUGUUGAUCUGGCUGAGGUGAGGCGCUACCUGAUGGAUUCAAUACGCCAUGCACUGUGGGACGUCAACAUGGAGUACUGCCUGCUUACCGCCCCCAUUGUGCCCUCCUUGAGCGUCCCCCAGCACACCACACCAGCCUCUGAGCCCACCACACCCAAGAAAGAGGUGCGAGGACCCACUCUGAGGUCAGUGAGUUUGCUGGAGAGUGGCGGCAGCAGCAGCCCCCAGCGUGCCGAGGACCGCACACGUUCUGUCUCGGUGUCAGGUGUGCCUCCCCAUGUCUGCCUCCCCCGCAUGGCAAGCAGACUCGGGAGUAAGCGCAUGGUGCGGACUGGCGAGGGCAAAGGUGACGGUCAGCGGGAGCGUGCCCCGUCGCCACUCACUCUGGUGCAGGCCAGACUCCGCCUCAUGUCUAGCUCUGUGCCGGACCUCAAGGUGCGGGCGCGGCGGGCAUCCCUCCACUACCCCUGGGAUGGCUCGCCUGUGCUGGAGGUUAGCAACAGCCAGUCUGUCCAGGGCCACUCUCCCCUGAAAGUGAGGCACUCAGUGGACCUUGGUGUGGACCGCAGCAAGCUCCUUGGAGAUGAGGGGCCCUCGCUGCCACAGGAGCCAUGGGAGUACCCUGGGUCAUCAUCCUCCCUGCUGCACCCACUCUACCACACCAUCAUGCUGGAGUGGCUGGAGUUUGCCUCAGAGCUGGAGGAACGAGGGGAGCACACGCUGCGCAGAGAAUUGGGAGAGAAGAGUGGAGAGCAUGCUGUCAAGAGACACACUAUCACACUCACCACAAAGCACGCCGUGCCAGUCUUUUUGACGGAGCUUCAGAAGUGGCUGUCACAGAAUGCUGCUGACACUUCCACCAAGAUAUUUGAAGAGGUCCAGCAGGAAGAGGGAGACAGGGAGCAGGGAGGCUGCUUGGCUUACAAGCUGGUAGAAUCAAGCAAGAUCCCACCAGUGCUGAAGAGUGAUGCUAGUGGAGGCUACACACACACCAACUUCAUCAUCAUCAGCCGCAACAACCAACAGUGGUGGGCCACUCUCUUUGAGGAGAACUUCAAUGACUACUACAUUAAUACUGUCACUGCAAGCAAGAGUAGCCAGCGUUACCCCCCACUGGUGGUGUCUCCAAGGGGACGCUGUCUGAGUGGUGGGGACAUGGCUUUCUCCAGGCCAGAUGGCAACUCAGUCACCUCAAGCACAGGCCCUCCACCAUCCUCCACCUCCAUGCCUGUCACCCCCUUUACCACCAGUGCUGGGGGGGUUGCAUCCUCUUCAUUUUCAUCCUCAUCCAAUCCCAUAUCACCACCUGUCACUGUGCCCUCCACCCCCACCAGCACCACCAAUGCCAUGGGCUCAUUCUGGUCCACCGACAUGCCCGAUGUUGUGUUCAUUCCACGACAGAAGCUGCUGCUGGCCACACUGCGAGGGAUGGAGCUGGUCAUCUACACUUACAACUGGACCAAGGAGCAGUGUGACAACCUGCACUCCACCAUGACACGCCUUGCCCACUGGAGCACCGCCCGGAACCGCCUGCUGUCCACCAUUGUGCUGCAGAAGAUGGGGCUCUACCACAACCAGCCCUUCAACCGCAGGGCUCCUGUGAGGAAGGAUGAGGACAAUAACCUGUACGUCGGCAACCAGAGCCACGUGGACGCCCUCAUCAAGCUGCAGGCGCCGGCACGGGAGAGUCCCGGCACCACUGAGCGUGGCGGCAGGAGACCUCAGGGCAUGGUGUCGCUGCUGAACCUCACAGACAUCAGGGAGAGCCGGCCGCCCAGCCUCCUCGGCCUGCACCACUCCAACCUGAAAGAUUUGGAGCUGCGGCACGGCACUCAGAUGGCUGAGAUCAGGCGCCUUGUGGUGCAGAAAGAGACCCAGAGGAAGGUGCUACUCAAGAUGGUGGUUGAGACUCGGGGACACUCCAGCCCAAUGUUCACUGACAAGAUCCUGUCACUGUACAAACAGAAUGCUCGUAUUGUUCACUUCUGCCUCACACCUCUUCUCUUCCUUCCAAGGUGGAGGUGGCAGGUGGCAGCAACGCGGGACCACAGCCUGGUCAGCCCCGGCAGUGCAGAGAAGACAUUUGGCAUCAAAACUCCAGAGUCUCGAUCACGCCACGACUCUGGCAACUCCAUGAAGAGUGGAGUAAGUGGCAUUGCUCCAAGUGGACUGAGGCGAUCCUUCUCCCUCAAGUCCAGCGUGGUGGUGUCAGCCAGUCCAGGACAGCAGCGGCGGCGGCACAUGACAGGAGGUGGGGAUGAGAAGUGGCACGACGCUCUGUGCUCCAGCUAUCUGAAAGAAUACAUCCAGUACCUGCAGAGUCUGGGCUUCCUCACCCUUAACAUUACUCAGACACCUCAGCAAAGAGGUCGCCUUAACCGAGAAUCCGAAAGUCGAGGUUUCCGAGUGAAGGAGGUUCGCUUCAAUGAACAGGUGACCAAGGAACCAACCUAUCUCCUCAAGAAUGUUCUGGGAGGCACUAUACUGCUGGAGAUUGCCUUCUCAGAGCCAUACUUCUCUGUCAAGAUCUACGUGCUGGAGUCAUGCCGGCUGGAGACCAAGAAGCUCUCUUCUCAGAUGGAGGGAGCAGCUGAAGUUAAGCCUGGAGGUCCUCUCUCCUCACCGCUAUCCCCCACAACACCUCUCUUUCCUGAGGGUUGUCCUCCAGACCAGAUAGAGGACAAAUUUGCCAUCAACUCCUUCUUGGACAAAGUGGAUGACAUCAAGGUUCUGCUCCACCUGCAUUCCUUCACUUAUGACUUCCACCUACGGGCACUGUGUGCUUACGUGGCAGACCGGCAGCUGCUCUUCACCCGGGGCUACCACCUCUCCUCCUGCCUCUCAGACUUCAUUAAGUACUACAACAAAGGCCCAAACUUUGCCAGGAAUCUCAUCUACUCAGGUGCUCUCACCAUAGAAGACACAGGCACCCCCGGGGAGCAGCUGUACAACUACCUUCUGGCCAGAGAGAAACAGUACAAGAUGAAGGUUCUCCGCAUGACCCCAGUUAUUCUUGACCCUGAUGCUGUAAUGCACAACACAGAGUUCAUCCUGGUGCACACCAAGACCUGCCACGUGCACUACCGUGACGGCAACGACCAGCGAGUCUCCGACGACUACGACGUGACGCUGCUGGUCUCCCACAACACCACAGCCAACAGUCUGCUCCACCACCUCCACCUAAACUUCUACGUUAUCCUCACCAGCACACGUGAGAUGUACCCGAACCGCAUCCUGGAGAAGAAGAUGGGCCACUUCCGCACCGUGUCCAUUGCCCCCUCCCUUGGUCAGCGGUGGACUCCCUCCUCCACACACACAGAGAGUUGUGAACAUAGUGGAACAGACACUCCACCAAUCAUAACCACAACCACCACCACCUGUGAAGAAGCCUCUGACCCAACCAUAGCCACCCAGGAGGGCCUUCCUUCCUCUGUCAAGUCCUUCGGUGGCAUCAGGUCUGAGAGUGUCAACUACCUUGGCUACUACACCCAGUAUGAAGAAACCAUGCAGCGCACACUGGAGCAUCAGGCAGAGGAGGCUCGGACGCGCAUCCAUCACAUUUUUAACCAAGCCAAGAUUCAUUGCAGGCGAGAUUCAUUGUGGCAGCGCCUAACAGCCAGCCUGCGGGAGGAGGACAGACAGAAACUUCCCAGAGAACAGAUCCUUGGAGGUUUGAGCUUCAUUGAGUUAAGUGAACUGCUGAAUCUUGUGAGUGUGGAGCCUUUGGGAUCUGUGGACUCACAGCUGCUGCCUCUGCUCUCCAAGCCACUUCACUGGUACCAGGGGCUGAUCAGGGUGCUGCAGUCCAAGUACCAGGAGCGACACAGGAAUCUCACCUCCAGUGAUGGCAACAUCCAGCACGUGGUGGUCCUGAGUCCUGGCUGUCCUGACGCCUUCAUGAUGCUCUCCAUCAAUCUCCACCACCAAAAGGCUGAGUUGUGCUGUGUUUACAAGCAACUGAAGGAGGAAGGCACCAACCCUGUCUCAGACCAGAGGGUUCAAGCUCUCAUCCAAGACUUUGUCAAUGCUUGUUGUUUCCACCUGUGGAGCGGGCUGCUCUAGCACAGGUCAGGUCCAUCAUGGUCAUAUUUUGAAGUAUUUCACACUUGAAGACAACCAACCACUGAAAAUACAAACUUGACACCAGUGAAAUAAUGUAAAUAUUAACAGCUUCAGUCAGUAUUCAAGACAUGAGUGUGACAAAGUUGUUUUUGGAUUUCAUUUUCUAGGACAUGGCCUUGUUAUUAAUAAUGUACGAGAGGUAGUGUGCUGCUUAGAGAGAGAUCGUUUGUACUUUGCAGAUGCAUUUUCUGUCAGAAAUGUACACUCAAAUAUACAAAGUCUGUGAUGCAGAAUGCAGCAUACUCUUAACUAGUCAGUCAUCAGAAAUUAUUGUUCAUCACACAACUUUUGUUGUUGAAAAAAAAGUAUAUGUCUUUCUUGUCAUAAUACAAUGCCUAACUUGAUACAUUCAGUAUGGAGUGAGAAAAGGAACUUAAGUAUUCUCAUGGAACCAAUGUGUGUUCUGGGAUCUUGUGAGACUACUGCUGUAGCCAGUAAGCCCUGGCCAUGUUGGGGAGUGGGACAACCUAGAUAUUGGGAUGGCUGCAACAGGAAUGCCAACAUGGUAGUGGAAGGGACUCCUAUUAAAGUGCCUGAUUUGUUUUUCUUUUUUUCUAGAAACAAUAGGAUUAUGAAAUCCAGACUGUCAGGACAUCUGUCAUUUUGGCAAAGACUUUCACCUGUGAUAUUAGAUGUUUCCCUUGUUAGAGCUUUAGAUUAGAACAUUUUGAUUUCUAGUUCUUUAGCAGCAAGAAAAGAUUAAGAAGUUAUCAAGAUUUGGCGUAAAUGAUUCUCAUCAGAAAAAAGAAGCUUUACUUUCAGCAUUAUUCAUUUCCCAGCAUUGAGAAGCCUUUCAGUAUAUAUCUGCCUCAGAGUAGGUCUAACUUGGCACACAUCUUGUUUGGAAGCAAAAACAGUGAAGGCAGAAAACUGAGUAGAUAAUAAAA